Messenger RNA from Cyphellophora europaea CBS 101466, 759 nucleotides. RefSeq lists its product as uncharacterized. The transcript has a single exon. The record is from RefSeq and is a predicted model, not a curated record. Lineage: Eukaryota; Fungi; Ascomycota; Eurotiomycetes; Chaetothyriales; Cyphellophoraceae. Gene Ontology annotation, biological process: fatty acid beta-oxidation. Gene Ontology annotation, cellular component: peroxisome. Bases 1 to 759 code for a protein of 252 amino acids. Gene Ontology annotation, molecular function: delta(3)-delta(2)-enoyl-CoA isomerase activity; enoyl-CoA hydratase activity.
AUGGCCAACCCAAUCCCCACACAACCACCUUUCGAGAAUCUCACCAUAUCAGCUGCCCCCAAUGACCCGCGAGUACAGAUCAUUACCAUGCAAAAGGGUCCUGAGAAUCGUCUAAACGUCAAGUACGCCCAGACCAUAAUCGCAGCCCUGCGCUAUAUCGAGACCCAAGUCUUGAAACCAGAUGCCCCCGGCGCCGUCGUCAUCACUUCGUUCUCGCCCAAGUUCUGGUGCACAGGCCUUGAGCUCGAUGAAGGCGACACCAAUAUUUACGCCAACAGUGAUGGCUUCUAUCCCCUACUGGCAACACUCUUGGACUACCCGUACCCAACCGUUGCAUGCGUCACCGGCCAUACCUUUGGCGGCGCCUGUCCGUUUGCGCUUUCUUGCGAUUACCGUGUCAUGAAUUCCGAGCGAGGCUACCUGAGCAUGCCUCCUGUGAACCUUGGCCUCCACUUCACCGGCAUUGGCUCUCUACCAAGGCUGAAGCUCGGCCCAAGAAUUGCACGGAAGAUGCUCCUCGAGGCACACAAAUGGACGGGAAACGCAGCACUGGAGGACGGCAUCGUCGACGCCGUGGCACCGCCUGACAAGAUGCUGAAUGUGGCCAUCGACCUAGCAAAACAGCAGGCCGACCGCGCCACCAUGGGCGUCUACGGUCUGUUACGAAGCGAGCUGUGGGGCGAGGCUCUCGACAAGAUCAAAGCCAUCAGCUACGUGCACAGAAGACGAGAAGGAACCGCACCAAAGGCCAAGAUCUAA